AUGGUCAAGGCCGUUGUUGCUGGCGCCUCCGGCGGUAUUGGACAGCCUCUGUCUCUCCUCCUCAAGCUCUCUCCCCUCGUCGACGAGCUUGCUCUUUACGAUGUUGUCAACACCCCUGGCGUUGCCACCGAUCUCUCUCACAUCUCUUCCAAUGCGAAGACAACCGGCUACCUGCCCAAGGAUGACGGCGCAAAGGCCGCCUUCAAGGAUGCCGACAUCAUCGUCAUUCCUGCUGGCAUUCCCCGCAAGCCCGGCAUGACGCGUGAUGAUCUCUUCAACAUCAACGCCGGUAUCGUCAAGGGCCUUAUCGAGGUCGCGGCCGAGGUUGCCCCCAAGGCCUUUAUCCUCGUCAUUUCCAACCCCGUCAACUCCACAGUCCCUAUUUCCGCCGAGGUUCUCAAGGCUAAGGGUGUCUUCAACGCCCAGCGUCUCUUCGGUGUCACCACUCUCGACAUCGUCAGAGCCGAGACAUUCGUUGCCGAGAUUUCCGGCAAGUCCACCAAGGAGCUCAACGUUCCCGUUAUUGGCGGCCACUCCGGCGAGACAAUUGUUCCCCUCUUCAGCAAGGUCAAGCCUUCCGUGUCCAUUGCCGACGACAAAUACGACGCUCUCGUCAACCGCGUCCAGUUCGGUGGUGACGAGGUUGUCAAGGCCAAGGACGGCGCUGGUUCCGCCACUCUAUCCAUGGCCUACGCUGGCUACAGAUUCGCUGAAAAGGUCAUCAAGGCUGUCAAGGGCGAGAAGGGUCUUGUUGAGCCUAGCUACGUCUACCUUCCCGGCGUUCCCGGCGGUAAGGAGAUUGCUGAGAAGACCGGCGUCGACUUCUUCUCCGUUCCCAUCGAGCUUGGCCCCAACGGUGCCGAGAAGGCCAUCGACAUCCUUGGCGACAUCACGGAGAAGGAGCAAAAGCUGCUGCAGGCUGCGAUUUCGGGAUUGAAGGGCAACAUUCAAAAGGGUGUCGAGUUCGCCCACAACCCCCCUCAAAAGUGA
Molecule: messenger RNA, 990 nt
Organism: Colletotrichum orchidophilum
Lineage: Eukaryota; Fungi; Ascomycota; Sordariomycetes; Glomerellales; Glomerellaceae
Product: malate dehydrogenase
Exons: 7
Coding region: 1-990 (329 amino acids)
Biological process (GO): tricarboxylic acid cycle; malate metabolic process
Cellular component (GO): cytoplasm
Molecular function (GO): L-malate dehydrogenase (NAD+) activity
Source: RefSeq, a predicted model, not a curated record